AUGCAACCAGAGCCAACUGCCGUGUCUCCAAAUACGCCCCCCAUUGACUUAUCCCCAAUAAAUCCAAGUUCCACCCAGCAUGGACAUGACCUCGAUGACGCUCAAGCCACUGGCUUCCUCCAUGAGGAGCCCAGUGACUCUGCAGACGUCUCGGGCAUGCCAACACAAGACAAAAUCCACGCGUCCCUGAACGGGGACUCCUCUGCCCCGCCCUCCAAUCGAGUGAACCAGCAUGAGAAUGCUCGGUCUCCCCCAAGAAAAUCAAAUGAAGUUGGAUUCGGUGUGGAUUUUGAUGAAAAGCCACAGGUACUCAUUGAGGUACUUCCAAAUGAGGUUCUCACUCAUAUCCUGUCGCAUCUAUCUCCCGAGUCCCUAUCCGCCAUUACAUUGGUAUCGCGUCGAUUCCAUUCACUAGUCACGACACCCCAUGCAUGGAGAAUUGCCUUCUCCCGCUUCUUCCCCGGGCCCCAAACCGUGGAGGAUGGCACACACACUAUCAGUAAUGAGGCGGACUUGCAGUCGGACAGGCGGUUCUUCACCAGACUAACUGCACUGGCGUCAUGGCGCAGCGAAUACAUCUUGCGUACCCGUCUGAUGCGAUCACUAUCUCGAGGCAAACCCGCGCAGUUCGACCCCGUCAAGGCGGGAAAUAUGCGUUCUGUGCGCGCUCGCCAUGGAAGUGCGGUAGCUACAUAUACCUCACAGUUACUUUAUCCAGUCAGCCACAUCCAUGCAUCUUUCAGCCCUGAUAAGGACCCGCUCUUCAUUCACGGCGCUGCUGAACAGGGGGUCGCAUCUGCCAGUGACCCUUCGACCGUGAAGGUGGGCACCUGGGGUAUCGCAGAUCACCAAAUGUUCCGCCACUUCGCUGAUAUGUUUCCCGGUGAAGCACAAUAUGGUCUCGGAUCGGGUGACUUUGUUGGUAUGCCCAAUGUAAUGGACGUUAGUCAACCAUACGGCAUGAUGUAUGGCGAGGGAUGUCCGCAGGGACGCAGCUACUUCAUUUCAACAACGGAGCAGCGCGGUCGCUUCUUAGGAGCUUCAGAGUUGGGCUCUCAUCCACCACUCGGCAUUCCUGCCAUCAAUAUGAUCACGCAGGCUACCUGCUCGGUGUGGAUUGCCAAGUCUUCCCACGUCCUAAAGAUGACCCAGGGGCUUGUUGGCAUGCUCUCUGGCUCCUCUUCUGGUAUACUGACUGCAUAUUCCAUUGGACCACAUCCAACUUACGACAGACGGUAUGCGCCAGGUCAAGUAACUGCCAGAUGGGUUCUGUGCCCUGGUGUUCCUAUCAUUGGUAUUGCUGUGGAUGACCAAUUUUCACCACAGCGCUAUUCAGGACGCCGCAUAUGGGCUGUUGCUCUGAACGCUCUUGGUGAAAUCUUUUACUUGACUGAACUUCCCCGGUCACCAGAGAUUCCACUCACGGCUAAACUCAACGCCGAGCAACUCGAUGAAGUGGCUUGGAAGACGGGCAGAAGUGUGCACUGGGACAUAGUUGAAGUGAGCAGACGCGUGGCACGCAUUGACCCCUUCAAUCAAGAAUUGGUUGAUGGUAGUUAUAGUCCGCGGUCAUCAUCAGAUUCCAUGGCACUCAAUGAACACCAGAUUGCCGCUGAAACCAAGGAGAUCGAGAAGUUCAUCUCAUUCAAGCCCAAAUAUUUCCGUAAGCUCUGUGAGAGCUGGGACAUGGAACGUGAUCUCAAGGUGGACUUUGCGGGUGAUGAUGGUCACGGGGCUGGCGAGUCGAUCAUUGUCAUUGCGCGCGGCUCGAAUGAAGAUACAAAGGCAUCGAUUCGGCGCUUUACGCGCACAGUCUCCAAAUCCGAUGUGAGCUCGUCAACCACACCAGAACCCUUUCCUCGCGCUACUCCAACCCCGCCAUCAAUAUUUGGUGGCCCUACCAGUGGCUCAAGUUUGAAGGUGCCUAGUAGUCUUCCACCUUCCCGAGCCUCCAGUCGAUCAAGUGCAAAUUUGGCUCAAUUCGGAUGGCGUAUUUCCAAUUUCGUCUUUGGCGACCGCAAAUCCGUGAAAAUCAGCACCAGUGCCAUGGAUGUGUCCAUCUUUGCCACCGUCACCGCAGAGGAGGAUCCUCUUCUCGCCAUGUCCGGAAGCUUUGCUUCGUCGGCAUCAUCAUCUCCCAUGUUGCCACACAUGGACCAACCGCGGUCUGCCUAUGAAGUUCCUGGACAACGUGCUCGAUACCUAGCCGUUGGAACUAGCUCGGGGAUGGUGUUUGUUUGGGACAUUCGAGCACCGGCGGCCAAGUCUGCAGAUGUCAUCAAGUCCAUAUCCCCAUUGCGCAUCAUCAAUACGGAGUCGCCCCAGGUGUCUUGCCUGGGCAUCACAUCGUUGUACUUGGUACACGGUGGAAAUGAUGGACUUGUCCAGGCUUGGGAUCCGCUUGCAUCGUCUACUAAGCCUAUACGUACGAUCAGUUCUCGCUUCUCCCAGCGUGCCCGUCGUCAACUCGUACAGGCCGAAGCAUCUGCCUUGGGAGUUGGGAACAACUAUUAUGCGACAGGCGCUAUCUGUCUUGACACAGACCCCACUAUUUUGCGCGGCAUGGUCUCUCUGGGCACACACCUACGCUACUGGUCUUACAGUUCCACUGGGGCUGAGAAAUACAAGACUAGCAAGCGCCGCCUUCGCCGCUUAAUGCGCAUGGGCAACGGGGGUGGGGAAGGUCAGCGCUUCAACAAUAGUGGCCGAGGUGCAAUUGAAGACUACAUUGAAGAUGAACGGAAGGAGCUGCAACGCCAAAAGAUCGCCGAUGAGAAAGAGCGGGCACAUCUGAGUGCACGAUUCGGAGUAGAUCUUUUAGGCCCUGAUAUUGACGAGGAGCAGCUUUUGGCAUAUGCCCAACUCCUUAGUGAGGAGGCCUUUUCCGGUGAGGCCUCGAAAGCCAAUGACAGCGCAGCGAUAUCGAGCUCAGUCACCAGUGCUUCAUUUGAUACGGUCGGGCCGAGUUCUUUUGGCCAAGGCGAGAUCUCAUCGUCUUCAUCUCCUUGCCAAGAGUCCGCAAAUGAUAGUGUCGACGAUGAACUUGCCGAGGCAAUUCGCCUGAGUCUACUUGAUGACCAGAACACAUAUAAUUCAACACAUUCGAUUCCCAUCAAGUAUGCGAAGGGAGUGCGGCCUCGAUCACCAUCGCCUGAAGUGGAGGCUGGGAAUAGUAGACAACAAGAGAUGGAUGAUCUGGAGUUUGCUAUCCAAUUGAGCCUGGCCGAGGGCAAGAGUCGCCAGGAGGAUCAGGAGUGGGAGGAAUUUCCCUCUCUUGCGCCGUCUUCACCGUCGGGUAAAGGGAAAGGCAAAGCGAGGGCAUAG
Molecule: messenger RNA, 3324 nt
Organism: Penicillium soppii
Lineage: Eukaryota; Fungi; Ascomycota; Eurotiomycetes; Eurotiales; Aspergillaceae
Product: F-box and WD domain protein
Exons: 2
Coding region: 1-3324 (1107 amino acids)
Biological process (GO): proteasome-mediated ubiquitin-dependent protein catabolic process
Cellular component (GO): cytosol; proteasome regulatory particle, base subcomplex; nucleus
Molecular function (GO): polyubiquitin modification-dependent protein binding
Source: RefSeq, a predicted model, not a curated record